GUAUCCAGAUCAAGGUUCGCUUGCUCGUCAUCGAAAGACUCAUACCGGCGAUCGACCGUUCCAGUGCUUGGAAUGCCAUAAAAACUUCCCUACGUCCACGGCGCUACGUCGUCACUUGACACUGCACAACUCUCAAUCGCGACCGCUUCCUUGCAUUUACUGCGGCCGGCGGUUCAUGGAUAAGGCCAGUUUAACGAAACACGAAGAAUCCCAUAUGCAUAACGAGCAACGUAAAUACCCGUGCGAGAUAUGCCAAAAGACCUUCCAUCACGUGACCGACCUGAUUAUGCACAAGAAGUAUCAUGAUCCUGACAAGAAAUUUGAUUGCGAAGUGUGCGGUCGCGAGUUCAACAGACUGAACAAUCUGCAGAGACACAUGCUGGUACAUCAACAA
Wasmannia auropunctata (little fire ant) is the source of this 394-nucleotide messenger RNA. Its product is annotated as protein krueppel-like. The record is from RefSeq and is a predicted model, not a curated record. Gene Ontology annotation, biological process: regulation of transcription by RNA polymerase II. Gene Ontology annotation, molecular function: RNA polymerase II cis-regulatory region sequence-specific DNA binding; DNA-binding transcription factor activity, RNA polymerase II-specific. The transcript has a single exon. The annotation marks the transcript as partial. Lineage: Eukaryota; Metazoa; Arthropoda; Insecta; Hymenoptera; Formicidae.